GAAAAUCCUAUAAAUGAGACGCAACCAAUGAUAAACUUGAACAAUAGUUCUGAAAUCACAGAUAGGUGUCUCCGCACGACUAAAACGCAUACGUUGCAGAAUGAAAUAUUACUUGGGCAUCAUUAUAUCGGUAUUUUGUGUGUGCAAGAGAUUUGCGGAGGCUGAACAAACUUACAUGGUAACAAAUGAUCGUUUCGAGCAUUACGACGGUCUGCAGAAAACUUUAUUUUAUGCGGAUAACAUGAAAGUUACCGGUCGUCAACGUAGCAUAAAUGGCACAAUGAAAUUUUUGGAAGAUAUGGGGAACGAACAAUUUAUGAUUAGUGUAGAAAUGUUCUCCGCUCAACAUGGUGAUGAUAAGUUGAGGCCUUUACCCAUGGGAGUGCCGCGUAUUCGUAUUUGCGAUGGUCUCAAAACCUAUUUUGUUCAAAUAGUGCAACCGUCUUUAGUACAAGGUGAGAAUACAGAUUUUCCUAAUAUACCUGAAGAGGGUUUGUGUCCCCUGCCGAAAGGGGAAUAUUACUUUAAGAAUUUGAUAUUAAACUCCGACACGUGGCCUACUCAAGUACCACGUGGCAUUUUAAAAACGAAAAUGACUUUUUUCAAAGACAGAAUUAAUGUAGGAGCAUGGUCACUGCAGAUGAAAGUGGAAGAUCGUAAGUGAAGCCAUUUUGCUUUAAAGAAAAAUGUAAAAACUAGAGAAUUUGAUUGAUUUACCAUUUACUUUUUAAAAAACCUUGUAAUAAAAAAAUUAGAGAAAAGAAAUAUUUAAAAUGGAAAAUAUAGCUCUAUACUUUUUAGGGGCAAUAAUUAGCCUGAUAAUAUCAUCCAAGCGAUUGAGCCUCAGUAGAUUAAUUUUUGGUCAUUGAGGCUCGCGCAAAGUCUCGUAGUUUACGAGUUGCGUAAAAGUAACUUGUAAUUUACAGUCGUUUCGAAAUACGGCACUCUCUGUAGAUUUGAUAAAAGAGUUCCUAAGUCAGAAUAAACAAAAAAUUUUUUAAAAAUCUGUCGAUAAUCUUUAUAUAUGCGGCUUCGAACGCAGAGCACUUCGAGCUGUGGUAGCGCACUCAACAUGUUGCUUCAGUGUUAUGAAUUCAGAUUUAUAUCUCUUAAUUAAAACAGUAUAUAAAUUAAGCAUGUUUCACCUUGUUCAGAUAUUAUCUGAGAUUUUUACAACAUUUCGAAAAUCCUAUAAAUGACACGCAGCCAACGACAAACUUCAACAAUAGUUCUAAAUUCACAGAUACAUAGGCAUCCUCACGACUAAAUCGCAUACGUUGCAGAAUGAAAUAUUACUUGGGCAUCAUUUUAACGGUAUUUAGUGUGUGCAUGAAAUUUGCGGAGGCUGACCAAACUUACACGGUGACAAGUGAGCGUUUCGAGCAUUAUGAUGGCCUGCAGGAAACACUAUUUUAUGCGGGUAACGCUAAAAUUAUCGGUCGUCAACGUAGCUUAAAUGGAACUUUGAAGUUUUUGGAAGAUAUGGACAACGAACAAUUUAUGAUUAGUGUAGAAAUUUUCUCAGCUCAACAAGGUGAUGAAAAUUUGAAGCUUUUACCUUUAGGCGUGCCGCGUAUUCCCAUUUGCGAUGGUUUCAAAACCUAUUUCGCUCGUGUGAUACAACCGUCAUUUAUACAUGGUGAGAACACAGAUUUCCCUUACAUACCUGAAGACGGUUUGUGUCCCGUGCCGAAAGGUGAAUAUUACUUUAAAAAUAUAUCAUUAAACACCGACACGUGGCCAACUCAUGUACCACUUGGCACUAUAAAAGCGAAAAUGAAUUUUUUCAAAGAUGGUAUUAAUGUUGGCGGAGGGUCACUGCAGAUGAAAGUGGAAGAGCGAAAGUGAAGCUAUUUAGUUUUGAAAAAAAAUGUAGGAAAGAAAGAACUUGAUGAUAUCCAAAAUAUUAUUGAAAAAACUGGUAAUAAACAAUACGUGUAAAGCAAUA
Molecule: messenger RNA, 1948 nt
Organism: Bactrocera oleae (olive fruit fly)
Lineage: Eukaryota; Metazoa; Arthropoda; Insecta; Diptera; Tephritidae
Source: RefSeq, a predicted model, not a curated record